AUGGAAUACCUUGAGCAACCUGUCCCCAAGCAAGCAGAAUUGGAGCAACCAGUUACCAAGCAGCCAGACCUGGAACAACCAGUCCCCAAGCAGCCAGACCUGGAACAACCAGUCCCCAAGCAGCCAGACCUGGAGCAGCCAGUUACCAAGCAGCCAGACCUGUCACCUUCAAAGGAACACCUGGAGCAACCAAUCCCCAAGCAGCCACACUUAGAGCAACCUGUCUCCAAGCAGCCAGACCUGGAGCAACCAGUCCCCAAGCAGCCAGAUCUGGAGCAACCAGUCCCCAAGCAGCCAGAUCUGGAGCAACCAGUCCCCAAGCAGCCAGAUCUGGAGCAACCAGUCCCCAAGCAGCCAGACCUGGAGCAACCAGUCCCAAGCAGCCAGAUCUGGAGCAACCAGUCCCAAGCAGCCAGACCUGGAGCAACCAGUCCCCAAGCAGCCAGAUCUGGAGCAACCAGUCCCCAAGCAGCCAGAUCUGGAGCAACCAGUCCCCAAGCAGCCAGACCUGGAGCAACCAGUCCCCAAGCAGCCAGAUCUGGAGAACCAGUCCCCAAGCAGCCAGACCUGGAGCAACCAGUCCCCAAGCAGCCAGAUCUGGAGCAACCAGUCCCCAAGCAGCCAGACCUGGAGCAACCAGUCCCCAAGCAGCCAGAUCUGGAGCAACCAGUCCCCAAGCAGCCAGAUCUGGAGCAACCAGUCCCCAAGCAGCCAGAUCUGGAGCAAACCAGUUUACCAAGCAGCCAGAUCUG
This is a messenger RNA of Ruditapes philippinarum (Manila clam), 752 nucleotides long. RefSeq lists its product as uncharacterized. The annotation marks the transcript as partial. Lineage: Eukaryota; Metazoa; Mollusca; Bivalvia; Venerida; Veneridae. The transcript has 2 exons. The record is from RefSeq and is a predicted model, not a curated record.